CGACGCAACACAAGCGACCAUGGCGGCCUCAGCGAGCUCGGUGACCUGGCUGGUGAUCCUGUCCGUCCUCGUGGCAGCAGCCGCGGCGACGCCCAGGAGGGACUUCAAGGGCGUCGCCGCCAUGGACGACACGCUCUCCAUGCUCAGCACGGAGUGCGACGCCAAGAAAGACUCCCUCUCCUGUGUCAAGUACAAGGUCCUCACCGUCAUUGAGCAGCUCUUCAGGAAGGAAUCUUUCAAGGUGUCGGAAGGCGUGACGGUGGUGAAGAACGACGCGGAGCCAGCGGCGCAGGAGGGAGGUUCCGGCCGCGGGUCCAGCAGCUGGGUGGACGCCGCCAUGGAGCUGGUCACCGGCCACGACCUGCGCGUCCAGCUGCCCGGAGAGGCCACGCUCGUCGUCUCCCCGCGAGCGCUCGACUCGGCUGGAGAGGUGUCUGCCACCCUGCGCUUCGACAACCACGCCCUCGAGGCGCGCUCAGUCGAAGAAGCGCGCAAGAGCAAGCUGAAGAAGAUCAUCGUGCCGGUGCUGGUGUUCGUGCUGCUCAAGGCCAUCACGCUGGUGCCGCUGCUGGUGGGCGCGCUCGGGCUCAAGGCGUGGAACGCUCUCCAGCUGUCCUUCUUCUCGUUCAUCAUUUCGGUGGCGCUGGCCGUCUUCCAGCUGUGCAAGAAGCUCGCGUCUGACGCGGCGGCGUGGCCCGCGGCCGCCACGGUGUCCGCGCAUGCGCCCUGGGAGCCCUCCGGCGCCGGCCACCAGGUGGCGUGGGGCCGCGCCUCCCCCGCCGAAGACGACGCGCAGCGCCUCGCCUACAGGGGCUACGCCGAGGAUUAG
This is a messenger RNA of Schistocerca cancellata (South American locust), 829 nucleotides long. RefSeq lists its product as uncharacterized. The record is from RefSeq and is a predicted model, not a curated record. The transcript has 3 exons. NCBI's taxonomy places the organism in Eukaryota, Metazoa, Arthropoda, Insecta, Orthoptera, Acrididae. Bases 20 to 829 code for a protein of 269 amino acids.